Messenger RNA from Fragaria vesca subsp. vesca, 2466 nucleotides. RefSeq names its product G-type lectin S-receptor-like serine/threonine-protein kinase At1g11410-like. Lineage: Eukaryota; Viridiplantae; Streptophyta; Magnoliopsida; Rosales; Rosaceae. Gene Ontology annotation, molecular function: ATP binding; protein kinase activity. The record is from RefSeq and is a predicted model, not a curated record. Bases 1 to 2466 code for a protein of 821 amino acids. The transcript has 7 exons. Gene Ontology annotation, biological process: protein phosphorylation; recognition of pollen.
AUGCAUUUUGCAAAAGACUUUCUGAAUACAUUGAUUCAGCUUCUUCUUCUUCUUCGGCUGUGCAAAUCUUUGGAAACAACUAUCAUUUCAAGCAAAUCCGUCAAAGAUGGUGACUUCCUUGUCUCUGAAAACCAGACGUUUGUGCUUGGAUUCUUCAGUCCCGGCACAUCAAGCAACCGCUAUGUUGGUAUUUGGUAUAAGUUCUCAAAAGAAAUGGUUGUGUGGGUAGCUAACAGAGACAAUCCAGUCAAUGAUACCUCAGGUAUCCUCACAAUUAGUACUGAUGGAAAUCUUGUACUACUUCAUAACAGCACUCAAGGCCUUCCUCUAUGGUCAACGAAUGUUUCUGUCACACCAGCAAGUAGAAAUAGUAAUAUGGUGCAGCUCCUGGAUUCAGGAAAUCUUGUUUUGGUUAAUGAGCUAGUCAACAACAAGAGUGGAGUCUUAUGGCAAAGCUUUGAUCAUCCUACACAUGUUCUUCUUGCAAACAUGAAGAUUGGGCUGGACCAUGGUAAGAACAUAUUCCUCACAUCUUGGAACUCGAAAAAUGACCCUGGAACUGGGAUUUGCUCUUUAAGGACAGAACCAAAUGGGUCCCCUCAGAUAUUCUUGUAUAAGAAUAGGACUAAGCUGUGGCGGGCAGGGCCAUGGAAUGGGCUUCACUGGAGUGGAUUACCUAAUAUGAAUAGGCAAAGCAACACUAAUGAGUUUGACAUAGUGUUUGUGAACAACAAAGAUGAGGUUACUACAAAGUGGGUUGUUCUUGACCCAUCAGUUUUCUCAGUUAUAGUAAUUGAUGGAUCUGGAUCACUUCAACAGCUAGCAUGGCAGGGACAGAAAGGGUGGGUCACAAUUGUGUCCACACCAACGGAUGUUUGUGACAAGUAUGGAACGUGUGGUCCGUUUGGUGUUUGUAAUGCAUACACGGUUAACUGGGAGAAAUGUGUGUGCUUUCCUGGAUAUGAACCCAGCUCCCCAGAGAAUUGGAAAUUAAGAGAAUGGUCUAGUGGGUGCAAGAGGCAGCAGGGAGCGCCAUCCAUGUGUAGGAAUGGAGAGGGCUUUGUAAAGAUACAAAAUGUGAAGGUUCCAGAUAUUUCCACAAUCAAAUUGGAUAUCAAUUGGACUUUGGAAGCAUGUGAGCAGAAGUGUUUGAAUAACUGCUCAUGCUUGGCGUAUGCCAGUGCAGAUGUGAGAAAUGGGGGCAGCGGAUGCAUUACAUGGUAUGGAGAUUUAAUGGAUACUACUCAGUUUGCUCAAGGACAAGGACAAGAUGUGUACAUUCGCGCUGAUGCUAUAGUGUCAGCCAAGUACACAAAGAAGUCAAAGAGGUUCCUUGCCAAAAAGGGGAUGUGGUUGAUUUUGGUAUUCCCACCCAUUUCUAUGGUAUUCUUGAUCCUUUAUGGAGUUUGGUGCUUAAGGAGGAAGACAAAAGGCUCUCUAACGAAGCAAGAUGGAAGUAGAACUCACAAAGACUUGGAAUAUUUUGAUUUAAAGAGCAUACUUGUUGCCACUGACAAUUUCUCCACUGCUAACAAGCUAGGGGAAGGAGGAUUUGGCCCAGUUUAUAAGGGCCUACUAGCUAAUGGAGAGGAGAUUGCUGUGAAAAGACUAUCGAAGAACUCCGGACAAGGUUUAGAACAGUUUAAAACUGAGCUUAAGCUGAUAGCGAAACUUCAGCACAGGAACCUGGUUAGGCUUCUUGGUUGUUGCAUCAAUACAGAAGAGAAGAUGUUGAUUUAUGAAUACUUGCCAAACAAGAGCUUAGACUUUUUCAUAUUUGAUAGAAGUAGAAGCUUGUCUAUAGACUGGAAAGACCGUUUUGAAAUUAUAAAUGGAAUUGCUCGUGGGGUCCUAUAUCUCCAUCAAGACUCCAGAUUAAAGAUUGUCCACAGGGACAUAAAAGCUAGCAAUGUCUUACUGGAUUCAACAAUGAAUCCAAAGAUCUCAGAUUUUGGACUUGCUAAAAUGCUUGGGGAAGACCAGCUCCAAGCAAAUACAAACAGAGUGAUUGGAACGUAUGGCUACAUGUCACCUGAAUAUGCAAUGGAAGGGCGAUAUUCAACAAAAUCUGAUGUUUUUAGCUUUGGUGUCUUACUGCUAGAGAUCAUCAGUGGCAAGAGGAACACUGACCACAAUCUUGACAGCCCCUCCCGCAAUUUGAUUGGAAAAAUCUGGGAUAUGUGGAGAGAGGGACAAGCAUUGGGAAUAGUUGAUCCAUCUUUGAGUUUGUAUCCUGCUCAUGAGGUUUCAAGAUGCAUCCACAUUGGGCUACUAUGCAUGCAAGAGUCUACAACAGAUCGGCCAACAAUGUCGGAAGUAGUUUACAUGCUGGGCAAAGAAACACCUCUCACUUCUCCUAAGAAACCUGCAUUCAUAUUACAAUCCAGCAAUCCAAACUCAGAAGAAGCACCAGGAAGAGGACUUUCUCUAAAUAAUGUAACAAUAACCAUGCUUGAUGCCCGCUAA